Molecule: messenger RNA, 1263 nt
Organism: Humulus lupulus (European hop)
Lineage: Eukaryota; Viridiplantae; Streptophyta; Magnoliopsida; Rosales; Cannabaceae
Exons: 9
Coding region: 28-975 (315 amino acids)
Biological process (GO): negative regulation of translation; mRNA catabolic process
Cellular component (GO): P-body; CCR4-NOT complex; CCR4-NOT core complex
Source: RefSeq, a predicted model, not a curated record
AACAAAAAAACUACAGUUCUUGAUAAAAUGGCUAAUUUGCCCCAAUCACUAUCACUUCCGUUUGGAGGAGGUAGUGUGCCUGUAGGUGGUGGUGGUGAACUUAGCAGAGAAAAAAAAAUGGCUUCCGCAGAACAGUUGGUACUUGAUCUCAGCAAUCCUGAUCUCCGAGAGAACGCUCUCCUCGAACUCUCCAAGAAGAGAGAAUUAUUUCAAGACUUGGCUCCUUUACUGUGGAAUUCAUUUGGUACUAUUGCCGCACUGUUACAGGAGAUCGUAUCUAUAUACCCUGUUUUAUCACCGCCAAAUCUGACUCCUGCACAGUCAAACCGAGUUUGCAAUGCCCUUGCGCUUCUUCAGUGUGUGGCCUCUCACCCAGAUACAAGGAAGUUGUUCAUCAAUGCACACAUUCCAUUGUAUCUGUAUCCUUUCCUCAAUACAGCGAGCAAGUCGAGACCCUUUGAGUACUUGAGGCUUACUAGUCUAGGGGUCAUUGGGGCUUUGGUGAAGGUUGAUGAAACAGAAGUUAUUAGUUUCCUUCUCUCAACAGAAAUAAUUCCCUUGUGCCUGCGUACUAUGGAAAUGGGCAGUGAGCUAUCCAAAACGGUUGCUACAUUUAUAGUUCAAAAGAUUUUGUUGGAUGAUAUGGGCUUAGAUUAUAUCUGCACUACAGCGGAGAGGUUUUUUGCAGUUGGUCGUGUUUUGGGGAGCAUGGUGGCUUCACUAGCUGAGCAGCCCUCAUCGCGUUUACUAAAACAUAUCAUCAGAUGUUAUCUUCGAUUGUCAGACAAUCCAAAAGCUUGUGAUGCUUUAAGAAGCUGCCUUCCUGACAUGUUAAGAGAUGCUACCUUCAGCGGUUGCCUGCGUGAAGACCCAACAACCAGGAGAUGGCUGCAACAGUUGCUCCACAAUGUUGGUGUUAGCCGUGUUCCGACACUUCAAGCCGGAACAGGGUUUGAGCACAUGAUGGUGAAUUGAACUACAAAUCUGGAAUACUGUUAAGGCUACAUUGUGUUUUGUUUCUGACUUGAGGAGCAUCGUUAGUCUCAUCAUCUUAUUUAUCUAGUGGCUAAUGAAGCAGUCAAGAUAUGUAAUUGGUAAACAAGAAGCCAGCUUAAUUUAUUUUUUCUUUAUCCCUUGUCUUUGUCUUAAUUAUGAGAAGUUUUUCUUGAUAACAUGAUCCUCAAAAUAGAAUUUUUUUUCAUAGUUUUGUGAAUAUUGCACCAGAUCAUAUAUCCAAAUAAAAUUCAAGGAUCUUUUAUAUUU